Trichoplusia ni (cabbage looper) is the source of this 1124-nucleotide messenger RNA. RefSeq lists its product as uncharacterized. NCBI's taxonomy places the organism in Eukaryota, Metazoa, Arthropoda, Insecta, Lepidoptera, Noctuidae. The record is from RefSeq and is a predicted model, not a curated record. The annotation marks the transcript as partial. The transcript has 2 exons.
AUGAGUGAUGUUGACUCCAUGGUGGACACUUUCACUUCCUACAUAAUCCAGCAUCAUAGAAGCAUGGAGAUCAAACAUCUCCAUGCUCCUAUGAAGAAAAAUACCUAUUUCAAGCGGCCUACACCCUGGAUCACUGACAAUAUUCGUCUUAUGUUCAGAUUGAGGGAGAACGCCAAACACAGAUGUCAUAAGACAAAAGAACCGCAUCAUAAGCAGUACUAUCUGGAUCUCAAACACGAGGCGGCCGCCGCAUUGGGAAGGGAAAAAUGUGCAUAUUUUACAAAAAACAUUAACGAACAAAGCAAAGAUCCCAAGCUGCUGUGGCGUAACUUAAAAUCAGAUGUUCUUCCGGACCACAAUGAGAGGCGACUGCCUAGUCACUUUGACAACCCAGAUAGUAUAAAUGCAGCCUUUUUAGACGUCCCGGGGAGUUGCAAUGGCAAUGACUCGUUGAUAUACAGUUUCCGUUCUCGCAGGCAUAGUCCAUCUGUGUUUUCGCUCACUGAGACCAACCAAGAAACAGUACUUAAAAUAAUCAGGGGUCUGGAAUCAAAUGCACGGGGUGUAGAUGGCAUCAGUCUAGACAUGCUCACACUCACACUACCUAGCACUUUGCAAGCCAUUACUGCUAUCAUCAACAAGUCCAUUGAAUCUUGUACAUUUCCUUGUCUCUGGCGUCGUGCAAUUGUUUGCCCCAUUCCUAAAGUCAAUGACCCGGUCAAUCUGAAAGAUCUCAGGCCAAUAAGUAUUCUACCAUGUCUGUCAAAGAUUCUGGAACGUGUGGUCUACUUACAGGUAGGGGGUGUUUGUGUAAAGAACAUCAGCUACGCGGAAGAUAUGGUGUUGCUGGGCCCGACUGCGAGGUCAAUCAAAGAGAUGCUCAAGGUGUGCAAAAAAUACGCCGCUUCAUAUGGUCUAAUUUACAAUGCAAAGAAAACCGAGUUCAUGGUCUUCGGGGCCGCCGACAAGUGUCCAGGCAAGAUUAUUUCAAUCACUUUGAACGGCGCUAAUAUAAAGCAGGUGACCAAGUUUAAGUAUCUGCUGGACCAUAUACUUGUCGAUGACCUUAAAGACGAUGAUGACGUGGAGAGGGAGCGCAGGGCGUUGGCGGUCCGCGGGAACAG